UAAUUCUCAGUAUACCGUGUUCGGUGCUUUACGGCUUGGACCUGAGGGAUAGCCGGCUAGAUUGAUCCACAGAGUCCGAAUCCACAGCCUAGUCAAAGCUAUUGACUUCUGGUGGUCUCGAGCGUUUGCUCCUACAUCGAACGACCCUUGAAACCUGAUCUAGAACCCGAGAAACACCCCCCGUAUCAUAUCGUCAUGGCGCCCACCACCACCACGAAGACUGUGGAGGAGCCUGUACGUGUCGCGGUGCCGCCGGCUGAUGCCAAGGCUGACGCUGAUGUCCCUAAGCCCAAGGAGACCAAGCCGAUCCCGUCUACACUGGCGGAGAUGAGUGAGAGCAUCGACCAGACCACAUUCGAGCAGAUUCUCGAAAUGGACGAUGAGGGGGACAACGACUUCAGCAAGGGCAUCGUGUACGGCUUCUUCGACCAGGCAGAGAGCACAUUUGACAAGAUGGAGAAGGCUUUGAAGGAGGAAGAGCUGAACGAGCUGUCUUCUCUGGGACACUACCUGAAAGGAUCGUCAGCCACUCUGGGACUUAUCAAGGUCAAGGAUGCCUGCGAGAAGAUUCAGCACUACGGCGCCGGCAAGGACGAGACCGGUUCGACGGAUGAACCGGAUAAGAAGACCUCACUCUCGCGCAUCGAGAAGACCCUGACGCAGGUCAAGGUGGACUACAAAGAAGUAGAAGCAUUCCUACGCAAGUACUAUGGUGAAACCGCGACCUCUUCUUGAAUUUAGGAUGAACAGAAAGAGAACGGGCAA
Molecule: messenger RNA, 765 nt
Organism: Aspergillus ibericus CBS 121593
Lineage: Eukaryota; Fungi; Ascomycota; Eurotiomycetes; Eurotiales; Aspergillaceae
Product: Hpt domain-containing protein
Exons: 2
Coding region: 196-735 (179 amino acids)
Biological process (GO): phosphorylation; phosphorelay signal transduction system
Cellular component (GO): nucleus; cytoplasm
Molecular function (GO): histidine phosphotransfer kinase activity; protein histidine kinase binding
Source: RefSeq, a predicted model, not a curated record